This is a messenger RNA of Protopolystoma xenopodis, 1083 nucleotides long. The record is from the annotation of a GenBank genome assembly. NCBI's taxonomy places the organism in Eukaryota, Metazoa, Platyhelminthes, Monogenea, Polystomatidea, Polystomatidae.
AUGUGCUUUUUCUCGUUGGUUCCUGUCAGACAUGUUUCCUACGCCAGAUUGAGCCAUAAUGAGAAAAAGCGUGUGCUUUCCAGCCUAAUUGUGAGGUCGGCAUUCCGUUCUGCGCCACCCAAUAUUUUGGUCAAUUCCACCUUUGAUGGCAUCGACUCCGGUGAUCACCGAAUGUCGUUGCCCUCUGACAGAUUAGAGCUAGCUGAUUGGUUGCUUCAGGAUAUUGCGACGGAGACUAGUGCUCUAGGGGAGAGUGUGGAGGUAGAAGAUUAUCUCAUAAAGCUUAAAACAAAUGUUUUGGGAUCCUUUGGUGACGAAGUUGAAAUGUCAGCAAUGAAUGAGACGAAUGGAGUUGGAGUAGAGCAUAAUUGCUCAGACUUGACCAAAGAAAGUGAGAUUGAGUCUAUAGCAGGAGUUGAAACUGAUUACCUCACAUCAAAGGGAUCCAGCCGACAUCAAUCAAAUUCGACUUUUUUAGAAGAAUUUACUGAAAAUAUCCCUCCCUUUUCACUUAAUGGAAAAGUAGAAUCAAAUGAAACAGAAGUUCCUGUUAGUAACGAUGAUGCUGUCGCUCAGUUAGGAGGAACGGAGGCGAUUUCGGGAUACUCACCAACAGAAAGCUCUGACGUUAUUGAGUUAUUAAAGAGAAAUAUCUUUCUGGAGACUAUUGAAAAUGUGAUUAAUGAAGAUUCUGAAAGGCUUUCGAAUGAACCUGAUGCAGACACGAUUGCUAUCAAAUCUGUAGAAACAAAGGCCAUUGGCAAGAAAAGAGUCUUGCUUCCAGUCUCUGGGCCUGGGCCGCUUGCUUUAAUUGACCUUCCAGAAGCCGGAGUCCCCACAAUCCAUCAUCGUACAAACAAUUUACUUUUUUUCCCAUCAAGGCGACGCAAUAUAGGCACAUAUUCUUCUGGGGAAAUUCGCAAAUUAUGUGAACCCACUAUGGCCGAAACAUCCACUUUUGGCAUUGAAACGAUGAUUCUUGCUUCUAUUGCUCCGGAAAGCGAAUCAUUUUCGAUUAAAAGGCCGUUGGAACGAAUGGUUGGACGUACUAGACUGAAGAAAAAGUCAUACGAGUCAGAGUGA